Canariomyces notabilis is the source of this 2295-nucleotide messenger RNA. Its product is annotated as TPR-like protein. NCBI's taxonomy places the organism in Eukaryota, Fungi, Ascomycota, Sordariomycetes, Sordariales, Chaetomiaceae. The coding region runs from base 1 to 2295 and encodes 764 amino acids. Gene Ontology annotation, molecular function: ADP binding; protein binding. The record is from RefSeq and is a predicted model, not a curated record. The transcript has 5 exons.
AUGCGCAUCAAGCGCUUAUCAUCAACCGUUGAGAGUGAGGCUGACAUAGCACGGAUGCAAAAGGACGAAGGCCGCUACAAGGAAGUCCUAGAGCUCCUGAGCUCCAUGCAGAUGGCCAAGACGGACAGUGACACGAGGAUCCGCUACAACAACAUUCCAUUUCCAGCCAAUACGAGAUUCAGCGGGCGCGAGGACGUGUUGGAUGCAGUCCAUAAGGCGCUUAGUCUUCGGGACACUGCUACUAGUACUCAAUCUCCGAGAUCCAUGGCCUUGUUCGGCAUGGGCGGUGUCGGAAAGACCCAGAUUGCACUUCAAUAUGCGUACCAGAACCUGGAAGAGUUUCAGGUCAUCCUGUGGGUUGCAGCGGAUAACGCUAUCGCCAUCGGCCAGAGUUUUCGUGCUAUUGCUGAGGGGCUUGGGCUUUUGGGAACAGAGGACUACACAAAGGAUGCCGCUGCAGCUCUUUGGAAGGUCAAGAAUUGGCUCACCAAGACUAAAACCUCUUGUCUCAUCGUCUUCGACAACGCGGAUGACCUGGUUGCUCUAAAAGCGGCUUGGCCUGGCGCAAUGGGCGGUUCGGGCCUCUCUGUGCUGCUGACAACUCGGAAUUUCACUGUUGCUACGACCAUCGCGGCCGGGUACGUGCAAGUCAACGCCCUAGCCGACGAAGAUGGUGGCAGAAUGCUUCUCAAGGUCAUUGACGGCGGCCACGCUACGCCCGCUGACUCCCAGCAUGCCCUCGCCAUCAGCCGCCGUUUUGGCGGGUUGCCUUUGGCUCUGGCCCAGAUCGGCGGAUUCGUCACCCAGCGCAAACUAUCUCUGCAGGAGGUGUUACCACUGUACGAGCGUUACUCGACCAAGAUUGACGCCCGCAAGGCGCCCGGAAGCGAUUACGAGCACACUCUGAGCAGCGUGUGGAAUGUCUCAUUUGAAAAGCUGACCGAGACUCCCACACAUCUUCUGUACUUGCUCUCCUUCUUCGACCCGGACGGCAUCUCGGAGACAAUCUUGUUGCAGGGCUCCCAGAGACUUGAGGAUACUAAGUUCUCCUUUCUGUGUGACGAGCUAGACUUUGGUGACGCUGUUGAGGAGCUGAUUCGCGGAGCCCUGGUUAACCGGGCAGGAGAAUCAGCGACUCUUACCAUCCACCGCCUGGUACAGUCCGCUGCAAGAAAUAGACUAAACGAAGCAGAUAUCGUCAACUACUUCGACGCCGUGGUCCACGUGCUCUGUUGGGGCUUUCCUGACCACUCCAGCGUUGACAUAGGGCAUCAAAUCUCUGCCUGGGAGCGAUGUGAGAAGUGCCUUCCCCAUGUUAGCCACCUCGCCGCACUAGCGGUUCGGCACCAGUAUGGCGCCGGCAAUCGGCAGAAAUAUGCAGACCUGCUACUGAGAUGUGGUUGGUAUUUGUACGAAAGGGAAAUGUACUUCAUCGCCCGACAAAUGGUGGAACAAGCAACCUCAUCAUUCGACGAUACCACAACUCUGGCCUAUGCAAGCGCACUCGAUCUUGGCGGCCUGAUCGAUUUGGAUCUGGCUCGGGCUGCUCAUGCCCUUGAGCCUUUCAAACGCGCUCUGGACAUACGCAAAGCACGGCUCGGACCGGAGGAUCCGUUCAUCGCCUACAGCCUGAAUAACAUAGCGCUGGUAUACACGGAGAUGGGUGAGUUGGAUCUUGCCUACGCAGCCCAUCAGGAAGCAAUCCGGAUCAGGCUGCAAGCGAACAGCGACAGAAUCGGGAAUUCUUACAGCAAUAUGGCGAGCCUCCUUCUUCGUAUGGGCAGCCCGGAUGAAGCGGAAGAGAUGUUGGCAAAAUGCCCGUCUCUCAAAGACUUCACCGACGAGACCUUCCUGAACACCGGAAAUCCUCGUUUCUCAGGUGAUAUGGUCUUGCUGUCUCGCAUCCGUCUCGCUCAGGGCCGACUGGCCGAGGCCUUGCGAUUGGCCUCAAAGGCAUUAGCUUUCCGUAGGAAGCUACUCGGAAAUAGGCUCAAGACUUGCGACUCGCAAUAUGACGUUGCCUCGAUGCUUCAUAAGGACGGCCAUACAAGCUCGGCCAUACAACUUCUUGAAGAAAUUAUUAGCAUUGCCGAGACGUUCGCUGAGGGCGAGGGACAACAAGCCCGAGCUCUGUACAAGCUUUCCGAGCUUCAAGCAAAAAGGGGCAUGCAGACUGAGAGCAUGGCUUGUAAGGACAGGGCUUUGAAAUUGAGGGCAAAAUUGAAGCCUGAGCUCGCAGAUGCGCCAUUUCAGGAAGCUGAGUUUUCAAAGCUCUGUCUGUGGAUGUUGUGGUAG